GUUGGAUGGUUUUAAAUGGACAACUUUUAUAUGAAACCAGGUAAUCAGGAGCGGGGAUGGAACGAUCCUCCACAGUUUUCUUAUGGUCUGCAGACAAGUGCUGGGGGAACGAAAAGAAAUAUUCUAAACAAGCGGGUGCCCCCACCUCAACUCACAGGCCAAGGUCCUGGGCCAGGAUUGCCUCUUUCUCCAGCCGCUAGUUCGGUCCCUCCAAGUAAUCCAGGACCUCCUCCUGUGGGUGGAUUGACUCCACCCCCUCCUAAGAGUAGAAUCUCUUUAGGUGGACUCUCAACAGGCUCACUCUCAGGUUCUUCGAAGACUCAGACUAAUUCAUCAGUGCCAGCAGAGAAUGAACCAGAACUCGAUGAGGUUCACGCACCUCUUCUCUGGGCACUAGCUGCAUGUAGGCAAUCUGUGAAGAAACAGGUUUGUGCUGAUGUUGAAAGACGGCUAAAGCUUUUUGAGGAGAUGUGGAAGAGUGGGAAACUUUCUCUCCCAGUUAAAUGUAGGAUGAAAGGACUUUCCCAGGAGCUGAAGAACAAGAAGUGGGAUGCAGCCGAUGAGAUCCAUAGAGCCCUGAUGGUGGAUUAUGUAAAUGAAGUUAGUCAGUGGAUGGUGGGGGUUAAGCGACUCAUCGCAGAAACCCGAAACCUGAGCCCAGAGCUGCUCCAGACAGAAGACACCCUGCCCCAGGUGGAAAAGGACCUGGCGCAGACAGAAGACAAACUGCCCCAAGCAGAAGAGAUCCUGCCCCAGACGGAAGAGAUCCAGCCCCAGACAGAAGACGACCUGCCCCAGACAGAAGACAAACUGCCCCAGACGGAAGAGGUCCAGCCCCAUAUGGAAAAGGUCCAGCCUCAGACGGAAGAAACCGCUCAAAGCGACAGCUCUGCUGACCCAGUGCAAUGUGAAUGAGUUUUAGACUUCUCAAUCUGAGCCUUACUCAAUAAUGGACAUUACUUUAUGAAACCUCUUUUCAAAGCUGCUGUGGGACCAAUCGCAUUAGAGAUUCUGUGAUCACAUGAGGGAGAUUUAGUGUUAAUACUGCAAUACUUCAGUACUGUUUAUGCUGUACGAAUACUGUAUAAUACUAUAACUGGUUAAUUUUGCUCCUUUACUUCACUCAUUCAUCUUCAUAGCCCUCCUCUAUCACUGAUUAUGUGGACAGUGGAGGGUACUAUGAAGCUAGGCCCCAGAAGUGGACGUACCAUGGAUUUAUGUCAGUUAGGUGGGUUUAAAGGCAUACUCUAUCGCUUUUUUAACUUCAGUCUCUGUGUGCUGCAUUUGUAGCAUACAGUCAGUUACCAAAGACAAUAAUUUCCCUGCACUUUGUAAAUGAAUAGAAAACCUGUUGGCUUAAAGGGAAAUUCCACAGAUUUUUCAAAACCUCUGCAUAAUUAAAUCAUUAAGAAUUUAACAGAGGCAUUUAGAGUGGUAUGAUGUGGAAUGCAUCGUUUUAGAGAAACUUAGAGUAAGAAUUGUUCACAGUGGCACUGAUAAGAACAUGUUGAAAAGAGUAAUGUCUCUAAGCUGCCUCACAGAGGGUUAUUACAUGAAGUGGUUGUGAAUAUGCUGCCUGAUAUCAGAUGUCGUUUUACUGUAUUUUUGACACAAGAUUUUGUCCUAAAAUGUGUUUUUGUAAAUCUUUUUAUGGUGGAGGGGUACAUGCAGGGUGUUGUACGGCAAAAUAGUCCCCAAAGAAAACUUCAGAUUUACCAUCAUCAACAUUACGUUUACAAAUUCAUAAGAGCUGUGUACAUUCACUGUUUAUUUUGGAUACUAAAUGAAAUGGCUGUAUCUGUGUUGUAGAGAUUGUGACCCCUGGUUCCUAUCAUCAUCACCACAGUAAAGAAGUCAGGGGUGAACGUGCCAUUUCACAUCAAACAUUCCAAAUGACUUAGUUUACAUCUUAACAACUGAAAUAUGCACAUUUUCUAAAAAUCUGUGGAAUUCCCAGUGAAGCAUUCUUAUCAAUCGGUUGAUGGGCAGCUGCCUCUUGCUCUGUAUUAUAAGUAUCAACAGUUUUUCUGUUCUUUUACUAAAUGCAUAAAAAUAUUGUUUGUGGUAACUGAUCUUAUGCUACAGAUGGAACCCAUAGAGAUUAGAUUGAAAAUGCUGGCGUCUUGGUUUACUUAUUAAAAGAUUUUAUUUUCCACCAGUGAAAUCACUCUAAGCUAUAAACAAUACACAAUAAGAGACAGUUUUAGUUCAGGUUUUUUCUAUGCAAUUGUUCUUUCAGAUAAUUCCGUUUGCAUGGAGUAUUCCUUGGCAUGCUUUUUUAAUGCCAUUUGGUUAAGCAGCAAUAAACACCCAUAGCAACUGUACCACCCUGUGUAAUGGGGUUGCAAAGGCUAUUGUAACUGCAUGUUUAUAGACUGAUUUCCAGUUUACAUAUACGUGAUUAAACAUCUGGGUAUAUGGCUACGAUUCCUUUCUUUAGUAAGAUCCUAAACAUAUGUAAAUCUCAGAGAGAAAAGGGGUGCAUACUGUAUGUACUUGAGUAUAUCCUCGACUCUGCUGCUACCAAACUACACAAGUGUGCUUUGUUAAUAAUUGUAGAUGCCCCAUCGCAACACAUUUUUUUAUCAUGUAAAUAAAAUGAUUUAAAUAGA
This is a messenger RNA of Colossoma macropomum (tambaqui), 2612 nucleotides long. It is a transcript of the gene sra1, whose product is annotated as steroid receptor RNA activator 1. Lineage: Eukaryota; Metazoa; Chordata; Actinopteri; Characiformes; Serrasalmidae. Gene Ontology annotation, biological process: regulation of transcription by RNA polymerase II. The record is from RefSeq and is a predicted model, not a curated record. Gene Ontology annotation, cellular component: nucleus.